Molecule: messenger RNA, 692 nt
Organism: Saccoglossus kowalevskii
Lineage: Eukaryota; Metazoa; Hemichordata; Enteropneusta; Harrimaniidae
Source: RefSeq, a predicted model, not a curated record
CCUUGAAUACAGAUCACUUGAUCGCAAUUAGAAGACGCAGCAACAUACUGUCAUUUCUGAAUCGUUUGUCGACGAAAUGGAAAUGAAUUUUCUCCCCAUUAUAUUGGUUCUAUUGGCUCUAGCAAUAAGUAGCCAUGCUACAGUUGGACCCAGAUUUUGCCCCAAAUUGGACAAGACCACAAGGAUCGGAGACACUUUAAUUGCAACUCAGAAUGAAAACAGGGCAUGUGACUGUUACAAGGCAUGUGAAGACAUGGGGGCUGCAUGUCAGAUGUGGGACUUUAAAAAACAAGGACGUAUCUGUAAAAUGUACAGUGAUAUUAAAACCUUGACAUUCAACGGUAAACAUGCAUCUGGUGUUAAGACUGACACUUGUCCACGUCUUGACAGGAGUGAUAGACCUGACGGUGAUAUGGGCAUAGAGGACAACUUUGAUGAGCCAUGUGAAUGCUAUAAUUUCUGUGUGGCUACAAAUGGAUGUCUUGCCUGGGCAUGGAAUAAGAAGACUAUGGUGUGCACACUGAAAAACGUAGUGAAUUCAGUAGUAAAACCAGACAACACUUACGUGUCUGGCGUCCUGUAAUCAUCUUUCAUUUUUAUCUAAUGCAGAUAUGAAUUUUAAUAAAAACUACUACGAUUCCAAAGUUGAAUAUAUUGCAUGUGGUGAAAGGCAAAUAAAUAAAAAAAACUGA